Molecule: messenger RNA, 1736 nt
Organism: Dioscorea cayenensis subsp. rotundata (Guinea yam)
Lineage: Eukaryota; Viridiplantae; Streptophyta; Magnoliopsida; Dioscoreales; Dioscoreaceae
Product: transcription factor PCL1-like
Exons: 1
Coding region: 136-1131 (331 amino acids)
Biological process (GO): regulation of DNA-templated transcription
Cellular component (GO): nucleus
Molecular function (GO): DNA binding; DNA-binding transcription factor activity
Source: RefSeq, a predicted model, not a curated record
CAAAUAUCCACAAGAGUCCACCGUCGGAAUCCCACGCCCGGAAAAAUAUCUCCAACUCCCACGCCACCAUCUCCGAUCGAAACCCUAAUUCUCUUCAUGAAACCCUAAUUCGUGGUUGGAUCUUUCUCUGGAUCAAUGGGGGAAGAAGCUGAUCAUAUCGACUGUGAUUUGUUAAUGGAUGGCUGCGGAGAUGGGGACGAAGGGAAAGUUCUCGAAUGGGAGAUCGGGCUCCCGAGCGCCGAUGAUCUCACGCCUCUAUCUCAGGGGUUGAUCACGCCGGAGCUCGCCUCGGCUUUCAGCAUCACGCCGGAGCCGUGCAGGACGAUUCUCGAUGUCAUUCGAGCCUCUCAAAGCACCAUGUCUAGUCUCCAGCGUAACUCCACAUCCUCAUCUUCCUCUACCUCUGUUCUCAAAUCCUUCGCCCCUUUCCCUUCCUCGGAUGCCCAUGAUCAGAUGGUCCUCGAUGGCGACGACCCGGUGAAUUCCAAGGACGGGGAAACAGAGCCCUCCCAAAAGGCACGGAGGAUGGACUCCACCGUGAUGGAGGAUGGGGAUUCCUCUGCUAUCCGGCAGGACAACUCCAUCGACGAGCACUCCGCUCGGACUCUAAAGAGGCCCCGCCUCGUAUGGACGCCUCAGCUCCACAAGAGAUUUGUUGAUGUGGUCGCCCAUCUGGGCAUCAAGAGCGCCGUGCCGAAGACGAUCAUGCAGCUGAUGAACGUAGAGGGGCUCACAAGGGAGAACGUUGCCAGUCAUCUCCAAAAGUAUAGGCUUUACCUGAAGCGGAUGCAGGGCCUCUCCAAUGAGGGUCCGUCCUCCUCCGACCAUUUGUUCGCAUCUACUCCCGUGCCACAGAGCUUGCGCGAGCAGCAGCCCGUGCCCGUUCCCGUGCCCAUGCCGAUGCCAUAUGCCGUACCGACCAUGUUCCCGAUGCCCUAUGGAAUGCAGCAUGCUCAUCAUCAGGGACAUAACCCUGUGGCCAUGGUGCCUGUCAAUAAUCACCAUGGAGGUGGGGCUUACCAGGGAUUCGACCACUAUGGAGCUUUUGGGGAUAGGGGCAAGGAUUGCUCCGGAGGUAACAACUUUGGCAACAUUGUUUCAUAUCCUCAUGCUACCACUAAUGAUAAAUAGAAAGAUUAAAAGUUUUUUGCUGAUUGUUUUCAUACAAAGAGGUUCUUCUUUGUGAUUCUAACACUCAUUGGUAUUAUUUGUGUGGAAUGCUAAUACACAAUCAUAGCAGUCUAAUGUAAUUGGCUGCAGGCUGACUUCCUUUCCUCUAAAGCACUUCAUUUCUCUAAACAAAAUUUAUCAUUCAUCACAAUGGUGAAUUUCACAUCCAUUUGACCGGCUUGAUGUUCUUUACCAUUAUAGCAUGGUGUAUAUUCAACAUAUUUAGGAGCAUCCUAGGCAUGGGAAGUUAAAUUUCUAUUUGAUCCAUAAAUAUCGCUUAUCAAUGAAAGAGAAGAUCUUAAUUUCUACAUUGUUGCUCAACUUCUGUUCUUCCUUCUUAUUCCACUGCUAUGCAUUGUGAAGGAGUUUCUUGUGGAUGCAUGCUUUAUGCUAUAGUUUGUUUGGGUAGGAGUGAUGUUCAUAUGAUGUGCUUGAUAAUCAGAUCUGAUGUCAUUCCAUUGUGACAAUGUUCUCUCUCCCUCCCCUACCUGAAAUUUUUAAUGGUCUACACUGCUUACCAUCAUUUUAUAUGAAAUUGCCUUGUGCCCUGGUUUUUGUUUUUUUAU